AACACCCGUCGCAAUGCGAGAUUUCACAACCAUGACCGCGCAGGAGCGCCGCCUAGCGGUUUUACUGUUCGCUCUGGGUGCACUUGUCUGGACGGUCCACUCCGCAGCCGAGCUGUGUCAGCGUGACGUCAUGUGUUUCUGUGACACCCGUCAGUCAGCCGUGCGCUGCUACGACAAGACUGUCAACUUUACAACCAUGCUCUCGGUGGUGCCGAACGGUACGAACCACGUGUUCGUCACCUUCUCGAACAUGACGAGGUUCAGCGGCGGGACAGGUAGCUACCCGCCCGGUCUGCUGUGGCUGGAGCUCCCGCUGAACAACAUCACCGCCGUCACCCCCGGGGCCUUCCUCGGGCUGGGUAGGCUCAUCAAGCUGAGGCUGUCCGCCAACAAACUCUCGUCUCUCUCACGUGGGAUUUUCACGGGAAUGCCGAGCUUGGAGAGGCUGGAGGUGUGGGGUAACGUCAUCACCAUGGUGUCAGACGACACGUUUGACGACCUGAGGAACCUGACACACCUGGAUUUCCAGAUAAACAACCUGGUCUCCGUCCCCUGUGCCGCCUUCCGACCACUCUCCGAACUACAGGACCUGCGUCUUUCCCGCAACCCGCUCACACGCAUCCCUCCCAAAUGUUUCUCAAAACUCAAGUCGUUAGAAGUUUUGCAUCUCAAGAAUAUGGAGCUGACAUUCUUGGCCAAAGACACCUUCUUUGGGCUUGAAAGACUUGAGAUGGUAGCUCUUGGGUGGAACAACAUUCACUCUAUAGAUGACAAGGCGUUUAGUUGGCAUCCGAACCUUCAGUCUAUAUCACUCAACUACAACAAUCUCAGCUUCGUUCCCAAAACUGUUUGGGGAAAUCUUUCUACCCUUGCGGACUUGGAUUUGACCUUUAACCCUAUUCGUACGCUGAGCUCGGAUACCUUCGCUCCUUUAAAAACGAUCGCUCGGCUCCGCCUCGCCAACGCCGAACUUUCCCGAAUACACGACGAUGCCUUCCGAGGGUUGGACGAGAUCGUCGAGCUUCGGUUGGAGAAUAACGAGCUACAGACGCUACCGGAGAGCCUGUGUGGUUUGAUUUCUAACACGGUGAUGCUCGCUGGAAACCCGUGGUCGUGCGAUUGUCGUCUGCGGGGACUAAAAGCUUGCGACACCGGCGGCUUCGAUGAGCGUAUCGUUUGUGAGUCGCCGCAGUCGCUUGAAAACACGAAGCUUUCCGAUGUGCCGGCAGGAGACUUGGUCUUGCAAUGCCUGAGUCCUUCCAUACAAACCUCAACAAGGCACAUGAUGGUAAGGGAGGGGGAAAGAGUUGAGCUUGUUUGUAAUGCCACAGGAUUUCCAGAACCAGAGUUGCAGUGGCUGCGGUUAACGAAAGGACAGGGACAGAAAGUGAUGGAAGGGGGUUCUUUCACCCUCUCCGCCUUUAGUCGGAACGACUCGGGCGUCUACAUCUGCACGGCGAGCAACUACGUUGGCAAGGACUUCGUGAUUAUCCACCUUUCUGUGUCACACUCAGGAGCGCCUCCUGCUGACUCCACGAGGAACGACAUAGACAAGAGGAUGACCACAGCAGAUUCGUUCACAACGACCACCAGAGCCAACUCUUAUACAGGGAACCCCAAAACUGGGAACAUUGAAGAAAGCGACACGAAAAUCACCGACACAUCCCUACAGUUGACUCCUCGCUCAAGAGAGCUGACCCCCCGCGAAGAAAGUUUGACCCCAAAGACAGGACGUCCGGCCGACGCGUCAUGUGGCGCUGAUGACCCUGGGUAUGUGAUACUCCAGGCUGUGGUGACGACUGCAGUGACCAGCAUUCUCGGGACCAUGAUACUGUGUGGCAUCUCCUCUUGGCUUUUAAAGUGGUGCAGACGAAAACAGGUGUGUUCAAGAUUUCUUAGAUUAAAAGCAGCAACAUAUGUGUCCAUCUGUGAUCAUUCCUGGCAGCUAGAGUUUAAUAUAAUGUUGAUGAUCCACUUUCCUUCGGGACACGCCAGGUCUCUCCAGGUCAAGCUCACGUCCUUCGUCCCCAGAAGAACCGAGCGGCCAUCUCCAAAGGAGCUCCAUCGCCUUCCCAUGAGCCACCUGGAGCUGAGCAACCGUCACACGCACAGCACUAUGGACCUGCUGGCACCCUCCCUGGCUAAACAUCCCCGCAGGGGAAUGGCACUGACCAACGUAGCCUUCCCCACAGAUAGAGUGUGA
Messenger RNA from Branchiostoma floridae (Florida lancelet), 2203 nucleotides. RefSeq names its product leucine-rich repeat and immunoglobulin-like domain-containing nogo receptor-interacting protein 2. The coding region runs from base 14 to 2203 and encodes 729 amino acids. The record is from RefSeq and is a predicted model, not a curated record. Gene Ontology annotation, cellular component: extracellular matrix. The transcript has 4 exons. NCBI's taxonomy places the organism in Eukaryota, Metazoa, Chordata, Leptocardii, Amphioxiformes, Branchiostomatidae. Gene Ontology annotation, molecular function: protein binding.